This is a messenger RNA of Coniophora puteana RWD-64-598 SS2, 1986 nucleotides long. RefSeq lists its product as uncharacterized. Lineage: Eukaryota; Fungi; Basidiomycota; Agaricomycetes; Boletales; Coniophoraceae. The transcript is spliced from 10 exons. Bases 1 to 1986 code for a protein of 661 amino acids. The record is from RefSeq and is a predicted model, not a curated record.
AUGCCCUCCCAAUCUCUCCUAUCCGACAGCACCUUCGAUCCACUCUUGAAAGACGACAAAUGGCUCGACGCAUCAAGUCUCAGUUCGCUGAGCCAAAGCUAUAACAAAUACACAAAAUGGUGCCAGAGAGCGGAGAGUCGACUCGCUUCCUCGCAGGGAGGUGUUCAUGGGGUAAACACGAGCAUAAGCAGGCCUGGUCUCGCAAACCUGCGUUGGAUUUGUUUACUCCUUCAUCUCCUGCUGUGCAUUCUACACAUUGUCCUUCUCCUCAUCAACAGAUACGAGCUAGAGCACAGCUGGAUAGUCACUGUCGUAAACUACAACUCGAGGCUUCCGACUGCACUUAGUGUAUCCCUUCAGGCAUUUUACACCCUCUAUGUGACAGUCCUCAUCACGCUUACUCAACGCCUUGGCCUCAUCCGUGCGGUUCAAUGCCGUCAAACCCUCACUGCACUCGCAGAUUCAUGCACUGCGUGGUCGGGACUUGGCAGCGCUCUCAUUGGUCUCCGGAAUAACAUCCGUAUGCCUGCGGCGCUGCUUUCCACUCUUUUGAUCAUCGCCUAUCUCAUAUGCGGGUUCGUCCUCCACGUAGUCAGCAGCAGCAUCAUGGUGAUGGUGCCAUUUCGAUAUGCAAUCUCCAAUGCGACCUAUGAGAUCCCGAUGCAGUUUAGGACCCCAUCUAUGGUAAUCGGCGAGGUAAUAGACCCGGAAUGGGAGAGAUUUCUGGCGUAUCCGUAUGGUCUUGGGAAUCUCACGGGCGAACCUCAGGCGACGCAGGGUCUCAAUGGGACGACAUUUUAUGAUACGGCGUUGAAGCAAGACUACGCGGUCGGGAUCAUAUCGGUAAACUCGACAACCAUUGGGUUCAAAUGUGGACUUUUGCCGAAGACCAACGUAUCUUUGAGUGCUCAAAACUCGUCAGGUAAACUGGUUUGGAAUGGUGUUGUCGCUUCAGACUCAUUGGUCAUUCCAUGUGAAUUGAUUGUUCUCCCUAUUGAUGUUAUAUACAUGCUCACUACCCCACUUACUUCCUCGGUAUCCCUCAGCAAUAUGUAUGGUAUACCUAUUGGCUGGACGUACCCUGAAGCAAUCUCCUCCGAUAUUUCUCGAAGCGGGUACGCAACCAACACUACCAUGCUCGCGUUCUUUGCGGGGUGCAGGAUGACAGCUACUCCAGGUUCUAUCAACGUCGACUUGCAGACAAAUGAGCCACGUAGCUGUCUGCCUAAAGCUAACAAUGACGAGCAUAGGACUUGGGAUGGUUUAUCAGGCGAGAAUUUCACCGAGCUCCAGACACGAGACAUGUCAUCACCCGGGCAUCAUAUGCUUUCCACGGCCUUGGGUAAUGGGCCAUUGGAAAAUGCCACUCUCUUAGACAGACAGGGCCAAAACUACACGCUGUCUGUUGCUGAUUAUUGGUUGAAUCGCCAACUCGGGACCGGUGUAGAACGUUCUCCUACAAACUCGGCUUCAAACAGUGCAGAUGUCUCCCUCGCUUUAGCAAAGUUCGAAAAUGCACUGGCGAGAGUUGCGGCGGUAAUCAUGUGGACAGCAAGCUCUAGCACGAUUGAAGAAUCCGGAUUAAGUGAACCCUCGCCCAAGGGGCCCCCAUAUGAACCUCCAGAGGACCAAGGACUGCCAGGCGUGGCGGAAGUCACAACGAUCGCCCAGGUCUCGAGACUCAACAUCAAUACCACUCCGCUCUACUUUGCAUUGACCGCUUCUUUGAUCAUGUUUUUCCUCGCCAUGCACCUCGUGGGUCUCCGGCGGCAGGAAAAUGCGGUCAUUCCAAGCGUGGGCAUCCUUGAAGUAGUAUGGCUAGCAGAACGGGACACUCAGAUACGAACGAGGAUUGCGGAUGUGGAGGAGCCCACUUCUCGCAAUCUGAGAAAGGCGGGAAUGCGCAGGCUUCAUUUGGCAGGAGAGCUGGAAGAGAAAUGUGGAGAGGAAGAGGUGAAGGAGUUUGAUAUUUCCGAGUACUUAUAA